UCGUCUCUCUCGUCCCUCACAGUUCGCCCAAAACCCAAAUACAAUCUGCGUGAAAUUAUUUAUCAUUAGAUUUUGAGCAAUUUUUCCUGCGAUUCGAUGCCUCCGAAAGCCGACGGAGCCGAAGGUAACAAAUCAACGGCGACAACCAAUCUUUUCCGUCUAUUCUCUUCAAUUUGGAGAUUUCCACUCCGAAAUUAAUCUCAACUCAUUCCAUAUCCGAGUUCGUUUCUUACUCGACAACUAUACUUCUCGGCAACUCAGAGCUCAAACAACCAGUAGCCCUCACCAGAGAAAAGAUAGAGGUAGCACAGAAGGGGAAUGUUGUCAUAGAGAAAAAUGCUGACGGAGAAUACA
This is a messenger RNA of Rubroshorea leprosula, 354 nucleotides long. The record is from the annotation of a GenBank genome assembly. NCBI's taxonomy places the organism in Eukaryota, Viridiplantae, Streptophyta, Magnoliopsida, Malvales, Dipterocarpaceae.